This is a messenger RNA of Periophthalmus magnuspinnatus, 972 nucleotides long. RefSeq names its product trace amine-associated receptor 13c-like. The record is from RefSeq and is a predicted model, not a curated record. Bases 1 to 972 code for a protein of 323 amino acids. NCBI's taxonomy places the organism in Eukaryota, Metazoa, Chordata, Actinopteri, Gobiiformes, Gobiidae. The transcript is spliced from 2 exons. Gene Ontology annotation, biological process: G protein-coupled receptor signaling pathway. Gene Ontology annotation, cellular component: membrane. Gene Ontology annotation, molecular function: trace-amine receptor activity.
AUGGAGGCAGAAGACGAGCUGUGUUUCCCUCUCAUCAACAACUCGUGCAGGAAGAUCCUCCACUCCAGCCCAGACGCAGCUUUGGGCCUCAGCGCACUCACCACCAUCACCCUGCUCACUGUGCUGCUCAACCUGCUGGUCAUCAUCUCUAUCGCCCACUACAGGCAGCUCCACACCUGCACCAACCUCCUCCUCCUCUCUCUGGCCGUCGCAGACCUGAUGGUGGGCACACUGGAGAUGCCGGUGGAAAUCCUCCUUUAUCGCGGAUGCUUCUUUUUAGGAGACUUUGUGUGCAGCAUGUAUGGCUUCGUUAGCUUUCUAGUGAUCAGCGUCUCUGUGGGUAACAUGGUGAUGAUCUCUAUAGACCGAUAUGUCGCUAUUUGUGAGCCUAUGUCUUACCACACAAAAGUCACUUAUAAACGGGUUCAGGUUUGUGUUGUUUCGUGCUGGUUUUUUUCUACAGUGCACGCCGCCUGGAUGUCGAGGGAGCUCCUUCAGCGUCCCGACAGGUAUAACUCCUGUUUCGGAGAAUGCGUCAUAGUCGUGAAUGAGGCCGAAGCGGCGUUUGACCUGCUCGUGACGUUUUUGGCGCCGAUCAGUGUGAUAACAGUGUUGUAUAUGAGAGUGUUUGUGGUGGCAGUGACUCAGGCUCGAGUGUUACGUUCUCAGGUUACAUCUGUGUCAGUGAAACGUUCAGGGGCCAAGAAGUCGGAGCUGAAAGCGGCGAAGACCCUCGGACUGGUCAUCCUCAUGUUCAUCGUUUGUUCUUGUCCGUAUUAUGUUUAUACUCUGUUAUAUGACAGUGGCCUCACACAGUCCUCGGGCGCCGCGGAGCUGUGGCUCAUUUAUCUGAACUCCUGUAUAAAUCCCAUCAUCUACGCCUUUUGUUACCCGUGGUUUUUGAGGGCCAGCAAAAACAUUGUUACGCUUCAGAUUUUAAAGUCGGGCUCCAGUGACACGAUCCUACUGUAA